AUGACGAGAUUCUUCAGUCAGGUACCAAAAACAUUAAAUAAACAAGUCACACAUGUAGUCUUCAACAACGGUCACCCGGCUACAUGGAGAAAUGCAAAGAAAAGUGAUGUGAAGCUCGUCUCUGUUCUCUGGGUCGGCAGAUGUUACGAUGACGGUGUGCGUGCGGAUGAGACGUUGUAUCCAGCCUUUAAUGAUGAAAGCAAUCCCGUGUUGAAGAACAAGAGACAUCGUUGCAUGCAGCCAAGAGAUUCUCCAGAGAGGACACCGGAGAACAACACACGCAUGAAGAAAAAAUUAGACAAGAUGAUGAAAGACAUUGCUCCAAGACAACCUCUGGAAAGAGAUUAUUCGCCCAUAAUAGUUGAUCAAGAGAAUGGAAUAUUCUAUAGCCCUUCACUGAAAAGAUCUGACUAUAUGGCAAAGCGUUUGAAAGACAUGAAAGAGAAACGGGAAAACAUCUCACCCACAGAUUCACAAAUGGUUGAAUCCUGCCCACCAUCUGGGCUGAAGCCGUCUCUUGGAAGCACACCUUCCGUCUUCAAAUUCAUGUGUGACCUGUCUGAUGAUGAGCCUGCUUACUCGCCUGAUAAGGAAGAAGGGAGAACACCCAUAGAGGUUACUGACCAUGACCAUCUUGAACAACGCCAUAAUGUGCAUAAGCGGAUUAUAAGUCCUGUGACAUGUCUUGACUUCGAGGACAAAGAAGGGACUAGCCAAAAAAAGACAAGAAGGACUUCAGUCAGAAAAAAUCCAACAGAGAAAUACAAACCUGUUGAAUUAGUAGGAAGUCCUUUCCAGGGAGUGAAAUCUGCUGACAGCAAGAACUCUCAUAAAGAAAAAAGGCCAUCAGAGAUUAAACCACCUAGUCCUUCACCUAACAAAUCUGAAAAGGGAAAGCAAAAUGUCAAAUCAUCCAAAUCUUUUACAGAGAAUAAAACCCCUUUAGGUUCUGACGCUCCAAUCCCUUCUAGUUCCCUCUCCACACCAACUAAAUCAGAUAAUGCUGCACUUGAACUCUCAAAAGAAACUCCUACUUCGUUACAGAAAACACCCAAACGAACCAGACCGUCAUUUUCUUCCUUGGUACGAUCUUUCUCUCCAUUCAGUGAGUCUAAAAAUGUUGCCUCAGCUUCCACUGAUAGAGAUGAUGAUGAUAUGUUUGAGGACUAUUUCUCCUCAGCUAACCACCAUCAGAGAUCACAAAGCCGUCCUUUGCCUUAUCUACCUGUAAAGAGAGACAUUCAGCUUCCCUUUGAAUUGGACUCUGUCCCAAAUAAGAGAAAACAAAGACGUAGUGUAGGCCUUGGAUCUGAAACCAACAGUAAAAAGAAGAUGAAACUGGGAAAAAGUCUGCCGUCUGUUGCAAGCAGUGAGCCUCAAAGCCCCCCACAACAGGAUGUUAAAGAGUCUCUGCCUGCAUUGGAGGGUCCAAGUUGUGAUGUAAAACUAUUGGCUAAAAAACGAAGACAAAACGCCUUGCCUUUUAUAAGCAUCAACACAACGACAAGGGAUGCAGGGAAACAGAGAAGAGCAUCUUUAUUUGUACAACCAACAACCUCAACAGAUGCUCACACAAUUCCAGCACUGCAGAAAGACUCUGAGGUCAAUGCCCUUCCUCAUACCUUGGAAAACAUAGGUAGAGGAAAUGAACGUACAGUUGCAGCUGUCUUAACAAAGAUCCCCCCCGAAGACAAAGAGACUCACAAUGAGCAAGUCAGCUUAAGUGUCCAAAACAUGGUUAACAACACAAAGGCUAUGAGAACUUUGGUUAUGACAAGCAUGCCCACUGAGAAGCAGCAGACAUUGGCUCAGGUGGUGGGGACUCUGGGUGGUUUUUCCAUUGUUGACCGAGUUAGUGAGAGCACCACUCAUGUGGUGUCGGGGGGUCACCGGCGGACCCUCAAUAUUCUGUUGGGCAUAGCUCGAGGCUGCUGGAUCCUGUCUUUUGAAUGGAUCCUCUGGUGUUUGGAGCAAAGGCAGUGGAUCCCAGAGGAACCGUAUGAACUUUCAGAACAAUUUCCAGCCGCACAGAUCUGUCGUCUCCAGAGGCACCUGUCGGCCGGGGAGCACCAGCAGGAUCUGUUCCAGGACCAGCCCGCCAUGUUUGUGUCCCAGCACUCGGAGCCACCCACCCAGAGUCUGGAGGAGCUGAUCGAGCUCUGUGGAGGGACGGUGUGCAAAACUGUGCGGCAGGCCGGCAUCUGCAUCGGGAAGUACAGCGGCAGGAAACCAGAGGGAAGCAGGGUCCUGUCAGAGCAGUGGGUGCUGGGUUACCAUGGAGACCUGUUACCUCUGAGGAAUAUCAACCCUUCAAGAUACUGUGAAGCAUCGAAAACUGGACCGACAUCAAUCCUUCAUUAUUUUCCUUUUUUCAUAAAGUAGUAACCACUAUUGAGAUUUUUUUUCAUUCUUAACAAUGUGAUUCUAAAAUGCUUGCUGACCCAGUUUAACAGUCUUAUGGAAUAACAUACUGUAACAUCAUAAAAAUGUUUGU
Messenger RNA from Notothenia coriiceps (black rockcod), 2494 nucleotides. It is a transcript of the gene mcph1, whose product is annotated as microcephalin 1. NCBI's taxonomy places the organism in Eukaryota, Metazoa, Chordata, Actinopteri, Perciformes, Nototheniidae. The record is from RefSeq and is a predicted model, not a curated record. Gene Ontology annotation, cellular component: nucleus. The transcript is spliced from 13 exons. Gene Ontology annotation, molecular function: DNA binding; ubiquitin-protein transferase activity; zinc ion binding. Gene Ontology annotation, biological process: DNA repair; mitotic cell cycle. The coding region runs from base 1 to 2382 and encodes 793 amino acids.